UGGUUUGUAAAAUCACGUGACCUGGCCGGUUUGACACGCGCUCCGAAACUAGAUUCGAAACAAAAGAUUCGCAAAUGUUUCGAAGCUUCGUGAAGCAGUGUUUCGAACGCGCCCGUCACUACUUGAAGAAGGAAGAAGAGGACAGCCUCAAGACUACCGCUAUGGCCAUAACUUUGCUCAGUACUCUGGACUCAGUGAUUUUAGCUAAAAUGAGCAGCUCGCAGUACCUGUGAGUCUACAAGCCCAGUGACGAUCUCACUGCUUGUUUUUCAUUCUGGUUCCUACAGGUGUCUCAAGAUCCUUUUGAUCUUUCAGAAGAUCUCUCAGCAUAAAUAUCCAGCUUCUUAUUGUAUCACUUGACCUAACCUCAGAGUAGCAGCACAAUGAGUGACUCAAAACGCAAAGGAAAGGAUGCCCUCAACAGUCUGUCUAAUAGAGAUACAAUUGAGCUCCCAGAUGAUCUUUCUCUGAGCGACUCUGACUCCGAUGAGCCCUCUGAGCAUUUCAGCAGAAAGGUUGAGGACUUGUCAUCGUCCUCAGAGGAUGAAGACGAGACUCCGCAGCAUGUCCAGUCUGUUCCUCAAAAAAAUCCCACCUUCAGUCUGACAGGUGGGAGCUCUGGUUUCUGUGAUCGGAGCAAGGACAUCUUUGCACAGUUGGAUUGCGCUGCAAAGCUCACGUCUAAAGAUCUAGGUGAAGACAACAUUCUUGAUGGCACGUUCGCCCGUCCUGCUCCACCGUCACCUCCACAGGAAGCUCAAAUGAAGUGUGGUGGCCAAGAGACAACCAAAAAACAACCUCCAGGUAAACAACUCCCUGAUUACCUUGCAAACCCUGAGCGUUGGACCCACUACAGUUUUGAAGAUACUGCUGAUACCAGUGAUAGAAAAAAUAGUCAGAUCGCUUCUCAGUUUAUACAAGGUCUUCAAGACAGCAGAAGGUCCCAGAAAGAUGUGCUUGAGACUUUCACUCCAGCUUUCAACCAGGAUCAUGGCACCCCCAGUGAGAAUAAGAUUGUGUUCACUAAACCCAAGAUUAAAGAUCAAAGUGGGAGCAAACUUGAUCAUGCCAAGAAGGAAGAAGUUGAACUUCAACACCUGGAUGACAGACAAGAGGCUGAUGAAAGAGAGGAUGGUCCUCUUCAUGUGGAGUAUUAUUCAUGGUAG
This is a messenger RNA of Cyprinus carpio (common carp), 1166 nucleotides long. RefSeq names its product protein TSSC4-like. The transcript is spliced from 4 exons. The coding region runs from base 384 to 1166 and encodes 260 amino acids. The record is from RefSeq and is a predicted model, not a curated record. Lineage: Eukaryota; Metazoa; Chordata; Actinopteri; Cypriniformes; Cyprinidae.